Panicum virgatum (switchgrass) is the source of this 1997-nucleotide messenger RNA. Its product is annotated as BTB/POZ domain-containing protein POB1-like. Gene Ontology annotation, biological process: response to red light. The record is from RefSeq and is a predicted model, not a curated record. Bases 196 to 747 code for a protein of 183 amino acids. Gene Ontology annotation, molecular function: protein binding. The transcript has 7 exons. NCBI's taxonomy places the organism in Eukaryota, Viridiplantae, Streptophyta, Magnoliopsida, Poales, Poaceae. Gene Ontology annotation, cellular component: nucleus.
ACCCCCUUCUCCAGUCUCCACACAACCUGCUCGCUCUCCCGCACCCGCAUCGCGAUUCCCUUGUCCAAGCUUCGCUAGGGUUGGGGUUUGGCCUCCGUCUGCCCCGUCGAUGGCUGCUGCGGCGGCCGCGCGUCAGAGGUGAGGCGAGGCGAGUCGCGUGGUUGAUUGGUUCGAGGAGGAGGAGGAAGCAGAGGGAUGGACCCGGACUUCUCGCGGGCGAGCGGGGGGCCGAGCUUCGAGUUCGCCUUCAACUCGGUCAACUUCUCGGACCGGGUGCUGCAGAUCGAGAUUGUCGCCGGGGACGAUGCCCCCGGGGCCAAGGGCGCCGCCGGCGAGGGCUGCUCAUCGCUCGCCGACUGGGCGCGCCAACGCAAGCGGCGACGGGAGGAGCUCCGACGCGGCAAAGAAUCGGGAGCAAACUGCAAAGUUGAAGCUGAAGAAUGUGAUACCUAUGAGGAAGGCAAUGAGGAGCCUGUAGCUAUGAUAGAAGAAUCUCCACCUGAUAUUAAGCAAGAUGGUGAGGAUGGAGAAAGCAGUGAUUCAUCCUGGAGUAUGGAAUGUACUCAGAUUUUGAAAGUAAAGUCUAUCUAUAUCAGCUCUGCAAUUUUAGCUGCAAAGAGCCCUUUCUUUUACAAGCUUUUCUCAAAUGGAAUGAAAGAAUCUGAUCAGAGGCAUGCGACUCUUAGAAUAACUGCUUCAGGGUUUAGGGUGGGGGAGAGGUUAUCCAUAUGGAUGGAUAUGCACUAAGGAUGAGGUGCAAGAUUUGGGAGGUGUUGCAGGAUUGACCCUAGAAGAAUUAAGUUCCAGUCUAUUGAAGUUCCAUGUAUAGGAAGUGCAAUACAUUGGACUGGUGAAGUGGUGAUGGAUGAAUGUCAGUCUUUUGAAGCGCGUCAGCUGAUGAGAUCGAGGACGCCGGAGAGGAUGCAUUCGAUGAGUUCAUGUUUUUUCAUAGUGGAAUUGUUUGAACAGCAAAAAAGGGGAACAACCAAAAAGGGUUGAGAUCGAGGAUGCGGGAGAGGAUGCAUUCGAGUUCAUGUUCCAGGGCGAACAGGAACAUAAGCUAGAAUGCACCCGCCCCCGAUCCUCGAACUCAUCCUGGCACCUGUAAGCACCUCUCCCUAUUUAAGUCAGUCUUCAUCUCCUUUGCUCAGCGGUACGGUACUAAAGUUCAAGUCCUGGAAAAAAAUCUCAAAGAACGCUUUGUUUGUUUAUUCUAGGGCCACUGCCGGUUCCUGUAAAGAACCGGCAGUGAAUGUUUCACUGCCGGUUAUUGUGCACAACCGGCUGUGAAUUCAUAUGUCACUGCCGGUUUGACGGGAUUCCCCCAAUUUUUUUGGCGCGCCCCCGAUUGAACCGGCAGUGAGGUUGGUUCAAUGCCGGCUCCCGCCGAACCGGCACUGAUGAGCCGGCAUUGAUGACCAGUUCUGUGGUAGUGUUAAGAGCGGAGCUUUCGAAUGACAAUGUAAAGGGAUCCAGCUAGUUUAGUGGUCUCGUGAAAUGAUUUUUGGAUAUCUAUUAUGACUGUUGGACCCAGGAUUACAAGAUGUCAACAAGUCACAGGGAUCUUGCAUUCACGUCCAUGCAACACCACAGAGAACAAAAACAUGGCGAGCACUAGCUAACAAGUUCAUGUAGACUAUAUCAAUAUGCACACCGGUACCCAUUCUUUUGAAAACAGGAUAAUUAUUGAGGCACAAUUUUGUCCAAGGAAUCAGAGAUCCACUUCAUUUUGAUUGACUUGGUAAUUAACUCAUUAGAGACGAUGUCUUCAUCCUUAUUUGAAAGAAUGUUUACGCCAUUUCACUAGUGAAGUCAUCAGCAGUAAUACUUCACUGUUAGUUGGUAACUAACGACAAAUUAGUAGCUGGUCCACUUCUUGUACGAUCAAAGAAAAAACUCCUUCACUGUUCAUCUCCCAGGCAUGGAACACAAUGGUGUGUUGUUGUAUAUUUGCAUUAAAUUCAUUAUUUCUUCAUUUGCGGCAAGAGCUGUGAUUA